UGGGCUUCAUUUGCAGCCCCCGAGAGAAGAGGGAAUUUGAAAUGCAGGGUUAACACUUAUGUUUCCAUAACGAAAUUACUUACCCUUCAUUUCUCUUACGCUCUCCGAGUUAUUGGCAAAAGGACUCAAUCAAAAAGAUUUUCUCUUCAACUUCUAAGAUUCAAUAAAAUAUGGCAGUGAAACCUACAGUAGCUUUGAGGGCUGUACUUGUAGGAGGAAUAGCUGUAUUUGCAAAAGUAGCUGGUGCAAUGAAGGCUGCUGGUGGUGCCAAGCUGGGUGCAGCAGCAGCUGCCAUGACAGUGGCAGCAUCUGCUGCUUUGUCAGGAUCAAAACAGGACUCAAAAGAUGAAUCUAAGCAAACGUCAAAAUGAUCAUCCCUUUUUCCUUCUUUUAUCAGCUUCUAGACAUUUGUAAUGUAUGUAGCAUAGUUGGCUGCUCCCGUGAGCUUGUUGGGAGCAAAUGGCUAUGUGUGAAUGUAAUUUUGGUUAUCACACAGCUUUUAAAUCACUUGAAAUAAGAGAAACCUACACCGUUGAAAUGAAUUAA
Theobroma cacao (cacao) is the source of this 546-nucleotide messenger RNA. RefSeq lists its product as uncharacterized. NCBI's taxonomy places the organism in Eukaryota, Viridiplantae, Streptophyta, Magnoliopsida, Malvales, Malvaceae. The record is from RefSeq and is a predicted model, not a curated record.